GAGCAUGGUAAUUUCACCCCCGGCAUGUCUCGUCAGCAGGGGAAACCCCUGCUCUGCCCUCCACAAAGCCUGAUAUAACCCGCAUCAGCAUCACCGUGCCAGAGGGAUCUCUCACACUUUCCCCCUCCGUGCUGUGUUUCUACCAUCUCUUCUUCUUCUUCUUCUUCUUCUUCUUCCUGGUGAUGGGCUCUGGCUCUUCACACUCCUAUACUACCGCAUUACAGAGCUUACCGUCGCGAGCUCUUUCCCACCCAUGAUCCCAAAAUAUGACUCUGUAGUUGCCCAAGAGUAUUUCAAAUCCUGGGAAGAAGAAGAAGAAGCUGUAGCUAUGGGAAGCGGCAGGGUCUAUCCCAAUUCUAACGCCACCGUUUUACUUCAAAACGACAGACCUCACUGCUCAUCGCAGGUUCUUGAAUCCCUUUGGAUCAGCAGCUCUUCCCCCACUUUCCAUGGGUCGACUUCCAUGGUGAGCUUCGAGAGUGUUGGAGGCGGGGACGCAAUGGACGGGCCUUUCUUCCAAGCGCUGAGCAAAGAAGAGAAUGGCGACGAGGAUUGCGACGAGUGCUAUCACCAACGAGAGAAGAAAAGGCGUUUAACAACCGAGCAGGUCCAGCAUCUGGAGAAGAAUUUUGAGGUAGAGAACAAGCUUGAACCAGAGAGGAAGAUCCAAAUCGCAAAAGAGCUUGGGCUGCAGCCUAGGCAAGUUGCAAUAUGGUUUCAGAAUCGGCGCGCAAGGUUCAAGACCAAACAGCUGGAGAAAGACUUUGAUUCGUUGAAAUCUAGCUAUGAAAAGCUCAGGACAGACCAUGACAACCUCGUUAAGGAAAAAGAAAGAUUGAGAGAUGAGGUUGUUUUGCUGAGAGAUAAACUGCAGCACAGAGAGAAAGGGUUGACAGAUUCAGAGCCUCACAGUCCCAUCACCUCAUCACAUGCAGAACAUCAGAAAUUCCCAAUUCCCAAUAAAGGUUGUUGUGAAAAUUUACGUGAUGUGCCAGUGGCAGUCUGCAAGCAGGAAGCCGCGAGUUCAGCCAAAAGUGAUGUUUUCGAUUCUGACAGUCCACACUGUGCAGAGGGGAACCCCUCAUCGUUGUUAGAGCCUGCGGAUUCUUCUCAUGCUUUUGAGGCAGCAGAGCAGUCUGAUUUUUCUCAGGAUGAAGAAGAUAACCUCAGCCAGAGCCUUCUGCCGACGCCAUACUUCCCAAAGCUUGACUACAAGCAGCAGCACUCUUAUUACCAUGACCCGGCUGUUAAUCCCUGUAGUGCUCUGGGGUUCUCGGCUGAGGAUCACCCCUUCUCUUUCUGGCCUUACUGAGUUAAUUGAUCACCAUUAAUUUGUCACAUAGGCUAGCUCCAGCAUUUCUGAGUACUGCAAUUUCAAGUGUCCUGCUGUAAUUAUGGUUAAUUAUUAAGCAAUAAUAAGUUUGUGGCGUUGUUCCCUGUGUUA
This is a messenger RNA of Malania oleifera, 1444 nucleotides long. RefSeq names its product homeobox-leucine zipper protein HAT5. Gene Ontology annotation, biological process: positive regulation of DNA-templated transcription. The record is from RefSeq and is a predicted model, not a curated record. The transcript is spliced from 3 exons. Bases 254 to 1312 code for a protein of 352 amino acids. Gene Ontology annotation, cellular component: nucleus. Gene Ontology annotation, molecular function: DNA-binding transcription factor activity, RNA polymerase II-specific; sequence-specific DNA binding. Lineage: Eukaryota; Viridiplantae; Streptophyta; Magnoliopsida; Santalales; Ximeniaceae.